Molecule: messenger RNA, 1626 nt
Organism: Salvia hispanica
Lineage: Eukaryota; Viridiplantae; Streptophyta; Magnoliopsida; Lamiales; Lamiaceae
Source: RefSeq, a predicted model, not a curated record
CUCAUAACUGGUCAGGAGAUGAAAUCUGUCAAUAAAGGAUCACAAACUGAGAUGAAAUCUGUGAAUGAAGGAUCACAAACUCUACUAGCUGAGAUGCUAGCAUCAUCCUUUGAUAAAAAGUUUGAUAAGUUGUCUGCAGAUCCUUCAUAUUCCUAUGCUGCAUCCAUCUAUAACGUUUCUCAGACACUCUGGGAAAAAAAUGUAGAAGCCUAUACUCCUAAAUUGGUGUCAAUUGGUCCAUUACAUCAUAAUGGAUCAAAACUUCAUGGCAUGGAAGCUUUUAAGUUGAGAUCCACACACAAGUUCUUGACCAGAUUUGGAAUUGGCCUACAUACCAUAGCCAAAUUUGCAGCAAAGGAAGAAAGUUUUGUUCGUGGAUGUUAUGAGGGUACAGUUAGGCUUCUUCCUAAGCAACUUGCUGAAGUGAUUGUGUUGGAUGGAAUAUUCAUUGUUGAACUUUUCCUGGAAACCUAUUUCAUUCAGCUGAGGGAAGGAGAGAAAAUAUUUGGCAUUCCCUGGAUGCUCAAUGACUUAAUGCAUGAUAUGUUGUUGCUAGAGAAUCAGCUACCUAUAAGAAUAAUGGCGAGCCUAUUGAAUUUCGUAGAUCUUUCAUUCAUGAAUGGAGGCACCAUGGUCACCAUCUAUGAUCUUGCUCACAAGUUCUUCAAGAACAUUGGUAAUACGAGCAAGCUACCAUUGACAGCCCGUUGUUAUCAGGCUAGGCAUUUUGUUGAGUUCCUACUGUUUCUCCAUGCUCCGACAGAGAAACAUGCGGCUUCCCAGGAUAAGGGAAUAAAAAUGCAAUUGGCAUCUAAGAAGUUUGAAUACGAUCGCACUGUAGGAGAGCUUGUCAAUGCUGGAGUCAAGCUUCAUCGUGGGGAUGAAAGUUGUUUGUUUGAUGUUUUCUUUGAUAAAAACACAGGUGUGUUGACCAUCCCCAAAUUGACAGUAAAUGAAUCGACUGAGACAUUCUUCCGGAAUCUUGUAGCCUUUGAACACUUGGGCUAUUAUGGAUACUUUUCCAAGAACAUAACAAGUUAUGUAAUGCUCAUGGAUAGGUUCAUAAACACUUCAGGUGAUGUUGAUCUACUUGUUAAGCAUGGCAUUAUCGAGAAAAAAUUCGAUAAACCAGUUCGGAGUCGUAAAGUAGCAGACCUUUUCAAUAAUCUGCACGAAGGAGUUUUGACUGAAGUAAACGAUUUCUAUUUUGCUGAUCUCUGUGGAGAUUUGAAGGACUACAACAAUGGUACGUAUCACCAGUGGAAAGCCUGUUGGUUUAGAUGGAGAAUGAUGCUGAGAGGCAAAUGGGACGGAUGGAAAAAGACGCUGGGACGCGAUUAUUUCAAGAACCCUUGGUCCUGCUUAUCUGUUGGCGCUGCAGUUGUGUUGCUCAUUCUUACCAUAAUACAAACAGUCUGUUCAAUUCUCCAGGUUUUAUGAGUUCUUCUCCACCACCCUGCUGCCAUCUUCUUCUAAUCCACGAUGUCCGGCGAACUAGCUGGAGAAUGCAGUCCACCACAGCCGUAUAAGGAUCUUGUGUUAAUUUUAUCUUUCCAAAAUCAAUAACCCUAUAUAUAUUGAAAUCUGUUGCAAUUAGUUAAAAUACUGCAUAUAUAUUUCAAUUUA